Molecule: messenger RNA, 879 nt
Organism: Juglans microcarpa x Juglans regia
Lineage: Eukaryota; Viridiplantae; Streptophyta; Magnoliopsida; Fagales; Juglandaceae
Exons: 3
Coding region: 209-838 (209 amino acids)
Source: RefSeq, a predicted model, not a curated record
CAUCAAGGAAUUUGUUACACUAACUAAUCUUGCCUUGUGCCAUUGUGAGAAACUUGAAGAAAUAAUAGAACUUCCACCAAAUAUAAGAGGGGUAAAUGUUCGUGGAUGCAAGUCACUAGAAAGAUUUGGAGAAGUAUCAAAAAUAUUGGAAUUCAAUGGAAGCCACAUCAAAUCACUAAGUAAUAUUUUUUUGUACGGCUGCGACAAAAUGCAUUUGAAUAUAUGGAAUGAUAAAGUGCAAAAUCCAUUAUUGUGGAAGGGAGUCUAUGAAUAUGAUGCUACUUUGUUUCCGGAAAAUCAGAUUCCAAAGUGGUUGAGUUAUGUUCAUGAGUUUUUAAAAGAUAAUGAUGAUGGCAAACCGAGGGGAGAAGAAGAGUGGGUAAUAGAUAUUGAGGGGCCACACUAUUUGCAGGAGAUAAGCGGAAUUGUAUUAUAUCUCGUAAUAUUUUUUAAAGAUGCUUCGGGUUGGAGGACAGAUAUUGGUGAUGCUAAGAUAACCAGUAUCAGCUCAAAUCAUGUGUGUUGUAUUCAAGAAUGGGUACAAUUGGUUAAUAUAGAUUGGUACGGAUUGAAGGAAAAUACGCCUGGAUAUACUGUAUGGGUGGGGUACUCCAAUUUACAAUCUUUUGAACUAAAGGUUUUGGAUAAUUUGCAAGUUCAAUUUGAUCUCCAUCAUUAUUACGAUGGGCUGGUGCGGUUUUAUAAAAGUUGCAGAGCCAAAGUGGUAUACAAGAAUGAAAUGAGAUCAAAUAAAAAAAGAAAUAUGGAUGAAGUAACAUCCAAACUGUGUAUGGAGAGAGAGACUCAUGCGCAUGAGGAGAUUGAAUCAGAGCAAUAAAUGUGUGGAAUGAAUGAAGUUGGGACUGUACUUUUGCAUUU